AUCAACUUACACACAAUGACAAUAAUGAACCCAUUUUGUUUGAAAUUAAUUAUUCAAACCAUAUUUUUAACGCUUUUGGUGUUGCAAGCAGACCUUGUUUGUUCAAAAGAGGUUGUUAAAUGCAUUCAAAGUGAGAGGCAUGCACUUCUUCAAUUCAAGGCUGGUCUUACCGAUGAAUAUGGCAUGUUGUCAUCUUGGACGACGGCAGAUUGCUGCGAAUGGUAUGGAAUUGGUUGCAGCAACCUCACUGGUCAUGUACUUAAGCUCGACCUUCAUGGUGACUAUAAUUAUUAUAAUGAUAAUGAUGGCAAUAAAUUUUAUAUCAUGGGUGAUAUCCACAAGUCAUUGAUGGAGUUGCAACAGUUACAAUAUUUGAACCUCAACAGAAAUAAUUUUAGAGGGAGUCAUGUCCCAGGUUUCUUUGGAUCUUUAAGAAACCUAAGAUACCUUGAUCUUUCUUAUUGCGGUUUUGGAGGACAAAUUCCUAUUCAAUUUGAGUCACUUUACCAUUUGAAAUACUUGAAAAUUUCCGGCAAUGAUCUGGAUGGUUUGAUUCCUCAACUUGGAAAUCUCUCCAACUUGCAAUUUCUUGAUCUUAGCCGCAAUCUUUUGGAAGGAAGCAUUCCAUCUCAACUUGGAAAUCUCUCCAACUUGCAAUUUCUUGAUCUCCUUGGAAAUUCUUUUAAUGGAAAAAUACCUUCACAACUUGGAAAGCUUACCAACCUACAAGAGCUUCAUUUCGGAGGAUAUAGUCUUAGUUCUCUAACAAUUGACAACGGAGAUCACAACGGAGGUCUGGUUAUCUAAUCUUACUUCUUUAACCCAUCUUCACAUGUUGUC
Medicago truncatula (barrel medic) is the source of this 840-nucleotide messenger RNA. Its product is annotated as receptor-like protein 35. The transcript has a single exon. NCBI's taxonomy places the organism in Eukaryota, Viridiplantae, Streptophyta, Magnoliopsida, Fabales, Fabaceae. The record is from RefSeq and is a predicted model, not a curated record. Gene Ontology annotation, molecular function: protein binding. The coding region runs from base 16 to 807 and encodes 263 amino acids.